AUGGCGGUUCCAAAUAAGAACCAAUUCAUGCACCAUCCGAAGGAUCAUGGUGCUAUCGGUCCUUUCCUACCAGCACUUCCAACACCGUUGUCUUAUUGUGGGUUACUGGCAUUUGUGAAGCAGUCAAGGCAUCCCGAGUCAGCUAGGCAUGCUUUCUACGUCUGUCAACUUAAGCAUCGACCCCCGACACUUGAUGCCUACCUAGAGGGAUGUAGCUUCUAUCAAUGGAUCGAUGGCGAUGAAAUGUUCGAUCCAUCGAUUAUGUUCUUUCCUUCUGACCCCUGGAAGAGCGUUCCAUAUUUAGAAUUUGUUCGUUGGGUUUUGCCGCCACCAAACCUUCCGAAAAUAACAGAGGCAGAGAAGAGAGGGUUCCCAUCUUGUGACUUUGAGGAGUACAACUAUGGACCCAAAUCGAACUGGCCUUCUGAGUAUGAAAUUGCGGAGUUUGAAGCAGGCAUUAAGCCAUGGCCAGGCACAAAGUGCAAGUGUGGCGUCAAGGCUCGUGAAGGAGUUGUUCCGUCUGAGCUAGGAUAUGGUUACUACUAUGGCAAUGCUUAUGGAGGGCCAUCUUAG
Miscanthus lutarioriparius is the source of this 573-nucleotide messenger RNA. The record is from the annotation of a GenBank genome assembly. NCBI's taxonomy places the organism in Eukaryota, Viridiplantae, Streptophyta, Magnoliopsida, Poales, Poaceae.